UCUUUGUGUCAGACUGACAAUUUUUAAUAUUAAGUGAAAAUUAUUUUUGAAUUACUUGUAGUUAGUUUGUAGUGGUUUCCAAAAAAAUUCUUUUACUUUCAUCUCAAAUAAACGUUCAGAAUGGAUCAGUUACGUUUUGAUGGCCGUGUCGCGGUAGUUACUGGCGCCGGGGGCGGUCUGGGCAAGGCAUACGCACUACUCCUUGGCUCCAGAGGUGCUAAAGUCGUGGUGAACGACCUCGGAAGUGCACGAGAUGGGGUCGGUAAAUCUAAUUUUGCAGAUGCUGUUGUCAAGGAAAUAAAGGACAAAGGUGGAGAAGCAGUCGCCGAUUACAACUCAGUGGUUGAAGGUGAAAAGAUAAUUAAGACUGCUCUCGAUAACUUCGGCCGUGUCGAUAUCCUUAUCAAUAAUGCUGGAAUUCUACGCGAUAAGAGUUUCCAAAAGAUGUCCGAUCAGGACUGGGACUUGGUGCACGCUGUCCACCUCAAGGGCGCCUUCAAGACCACACAAGCCGCAUGGGAAACGUUCAAGAAACAGAAGUUUGGUCGCGUCAUUAUGACAUCCAGUAACGCUGGUCUGGUCGGAAACUUUGGACAGGCCAAUUACAGUGCCGCAAAAAUGGGUCUAGUCGGAUUCGCCAGUACGUUGGCCAUCGAAGGUGCAAAAUACAAUAUCAAAGUGAACACCAUUGUUCCUACAGCGGCUUCCCGUCUCACAGAAGACAUCCUACCACCUGAUAUGUACCAGGCUAUGAAACCGGAGCUCAUCGCUCCAGUUGUCGCGUACAUGUGCCACGAGUCGUUCGAAGAUAGCGGAGAGAUCAUCGACUCAACAUUGGGAUUCGCGACCAAGGCCCAACUUCUCAGGUCACAGGGAGCACCUCUAAGAAAGAAGCCAUCAGACCCGGUGACCAUCGAAUCAGUCAAAGCGAACUGGUCUAAUGUAGUGAAUAUGAAAAAUGCUAGACACUUCAGCAAGAUCGCCGAUGUUACAGUGGACUUAGUUGGGAAAUUACAGGAAUUUGAAGAUCGUAGCAAAUUGGACAAUGAUCGCGAAUCGUACUGGACGACCUACAAUUAUAAUUCCAAGGAUCUCGUCUGCUACGCUCUUGGAAUCGGUGCCUCCGUGGUAAACGACUCGGACCUCAAGUUCCUGUAUGAAAGCCAUGAGAACUUCACCGCUUUGCCAUCAUUCUUCAUACUGCCUGGCAUGGUUAUGGAUUCGCCAGUUAUAUCCCAGGCGAUGCCAGCUGGGAAAUACGCUGACUUUACUAACAUUCUUCACGGAGAACAAUACGUCGAGUUUUUGGAUGACUUCCCGGGCACUGAGGGAGAAUUCACUGUUCGUAAUUAUGUCGUCGACCUUCUCGAUAAGGGUUCAAGCGCUGUCGCUAUUGUCAACAGCGAGGUGUUCCAGGGCGGGCGGCAAGUCCUGCGCACGCAGCAGCACAUCUUCGUGGUGGGGCAGGGCGGCUUCGGCGGCCCGCGGGCCAGCGAGCGCGCGCUGGCGGUGCAGCCGGCGCCCGCGCGCGCCCCGGACGCGGUGCUCUCGCAGAGGACCGCGGAGGACCAGGCCGCGCUCUACAGGUUGUCGGGAGACUUGAACCCUCUCCACAUCGACCCCAACGUGGCGACUGCUAGCGGACACCCCAAGCCUAUUCUACACGGGCUCGCUUCUCUUGGAUUCUCCACAAGACAUGUACUCGCGAAGUUCGCCGGUAACGAUCCCGCUAAUUUCAAGGCAAUAAAGGCUCGUUUUACUAAACCCGUGCUCCCCGGACAGACGCUCAUCACAGAGAUGUGGCUCGAAGGAAACCGAGUACACUUCCAGACCAAGCUGAAGGAAACUGGCAACUAUGUUAUUACCGGUGCUUACGUUGACCUGAAGAAAGUGGUCAAAGAUGGUGCCUCAUCUUCAUCUACACAGCAAGCAGUAUCAACAACUUCUAGCCUAAAGAGUGAUUCAUUGUUUGCUAAAAUUGAGGACGGCAUCAAGGCUAACCCUGACAAAGCUAAAAGUGUAGGUGCUGUGUUCCUGUACAAUAUAACUGAAAACGGAAAGACUGUGAAACAGUGGACUCUCGACCUCAAAUCCGGUUUGACUGUGUAUGUAGGAGAACCGAAGACUGGAAAAGCAGACACAACUAUGACAGUAGGAGACAAUGAUUUAAUGGAAAUUGCAGCGGGUACAUUGAGCCCACAAGUUGCUUAUUUGAAGGGAAAACUUAAGAUUUCAGGAAAUAUCAUGUUAGCACAGAAAUUAGGACCCCUCUUGAAGAGUGGAGCCAAACUGUAAAAUAUUAUUAAUAUUUAUCACAAUGACAUUGUAAUAAUAUUAAUUGGGUUUUUUUUCUUUUUAAGUAGUUUACUUUACAUAAAAAGUAUGUAUCUACUUAAAGAAAGUUUUAUUAUACCAGUUAUAUUUUUAUCAUUAUUAAAUUAAAUACAAUCUAUGAGUUUUAUGGUGGGUUAAAUUAUUAAUAAAUUUUUAUGAAAGCUACAUAUGUAUUAUAAGAGAAUACUAUAUUUAUAUAAUUGUUAUUCAUUCCAAACAAUGAACUAGAGUUAAGGUGAUGGAUAAUAAAAAAAAUUCCUAUA
Messenger RNA from Melitaea cinxia (Glanville fritillary), 2597 nucleotides. RefSeq names its product peroxisomal multifunctional enzyme type 2 (gene Mfe2). Gene Ontology annotation, molecular function: oxidoreductase activity. The coding region runs from base 121 to 2295 and encodes 724 amino acids. The transcript has 15 exons. NCBI's taxonomy places the organism in Eukaryota, Metazoa, Arthropoda, Insecta, Lepidoptera, Nymphalidae. The record is from RefSeq and is a predicted model, not a curated record.